AUGGACGUGCCAGUCGCAGCCAACGCGCUGGGCGCCCUUGGAGCGGUUUGUUGGUCGGUCCAGCUGAUUCCGCAAAUCGUCAUCAACCAUCGCCGCCACCAUGCCACCGGCCUUCAGCCAUCCAUGAUGAUGCUCUGGGCGUGCGCAGGCGUCCCGCUCGGCGUCUACAACAUCGUCCAGGACUUCAACCUUGCCCUUUGCAUACAGCCUCAGAUCCUGACCUUGCUCAGCUUGAUGACUUGGAUGCAGUGCCGCCAUUACCAGAGGGGAUGGACUGCGGCGCGGUCCCUGCUGGCGGCUGCACCAAUUGCCGUCGUCAUGGGCAGUAUCCAGGCGGCCUUGAUCAUUGGCCUUCGCCUUCUAAAAUAUCGCCACCAUGAGUGGCCGUUGACUCUCAUGGCAGUCCUCUCUGCCGUCCUACUUGCGGCCGGCGUCGUCCGACACUACUGGGAUAUCUGGGUGCAUCGAACCGUGCGUGGCAUCUCCUUCAUCUUUGUCGGCAUCGACGCAGCCGGGGAUCUCUUCUCCCUCGUGUCAGUCGUCUUUCAACCGAAGCUGCAUGUGCUGGGCAUGGCCAUCUACGGAUCCGAGCUGCUACUGUGGCUUGGGAUUCUUGCUUGCGGUGGAUAUUACAACGCUUUGCCUUGGAUACAGAAGCAGCUACAACACUCGGAUCCUACUAGCGCGCAUGGAAUGCCGCCGUUCCAUGCCGAAUCAGCCGCGGGCCCUGUCUCCCUGCGUGACCUGCCUUCGUCGUCCUCGGUGUUUCGCACCGUCUCCGCCGGAUCCGACUUCUUGAGACCCAGGGCUAUGACUUCAAUGGGAAGAAGCAGGGAUGGGCUGGGUGACAUCAGCUGA
This is a messenger RNA of Hirsutella rhossiliensis, 858 nucleotides long. Its product is annotated as PQ loop repeat domain-containing protein. The transcript has 4 exons. The record is from RefSeq and is a predicted model, not a curated record. Lineage: Eukaryota; Fungi; Ascomycota; Sordariomycetes; Hypocreales; Ophiocordycipitaceae. Bases 1 to 858 code for a protein of 285 amino acids.